Molecule: messenger RNA, 1287 nt
Organism: Fusarium mangiferae
Lineage: Eukaryota; Fungi; Ascomycota; Sordariomycetes; Hypocreales; Nectriaceae
Exons: 2
Coding region: 1-1287 (428 amino acids)
Source: RefSeq, a predicted model, not a curated record
AUGUUUGGAGACUUGGCCAUCCUACUCGAAGACGGCAUCAAGGUUUGUGAUGCGUCUGCCAUCAAGGACAAACUUCGUGAAAGAGCCGCUAUACCACAAGGUGGUCAACACAAGGUACUUCGUGCGUGCGAUAUCAAGAACGCCAAGGAGUUCUUUGGUGCAAACCGGCGCGCAAACCUCACUCGAAGUACGUCAAAGCCUGCUGCUCAGCUCCAAAAUGAGCAGGAGAUUGGAGCGACGGAUGAUGACGACGACGCUUUGGUCGACGAGUAUUCUAGUCGAGGAGGACUCGCAAACAUCUUGGUUGCCAUCCAUUCUCAGAAGCUCUCAGAAGCCGCUCGUGAGCAGGAGGCCACUGCUGAUAGUAUCGUCGCUGCCACUCACAACGAAAACAUCACAACACUGAACGAGCCCACUCCACCCGAAGAGGCCCCUGCUACACCCUCUCCAAUGCCCCAUGCACUCACAAACAAACGAGACCGUUCUAUCUCGGCAACGUCCGCCAACCCAUCCAACAAACGUGUCUGCAACCAGGAAGCAUCAUCUCUGCAGCUUGUUCAGCCAGCCGCUCCUACACCUCUCGUGAUGACCGAUCAGCACCAUUGCGACGAACGUCCCCCGGGGGUCCAGGCGACUGACGUCUUUCAUCAUCACCUUGAGAUGCAUGUGCAAGACUUGCGCAAGCAACACGAGCAACUUAUCGGCGCCUUGGAGCUUCAACAGCACCACAUAAACCACGAGCUGGACAUCCACCAGCCCUGCCUCGAGGCAUAUCGAGCCGCACAAGAAUAUUCCCUCCAAGUCGAGACCAAAGUCGAAAGCCUUCGAAAGGACAACGAAACACUCAGCGACUGCCUCAAGAACCUCGCUGACUCGCAGAAACUCUGUAUGCCAUCCUCCGCUGGGAAUUUCGAGGCCGUGGAGCAACACGUGGUGGCUCAGUUGGCAGCCAAAGCCAGCGCUCUCCAGGAAGCUGAGGCGGAACUUGGUGCGGCUCACUUGGCUUGCCAUCAGACAGAAGAGGCUGCGCGCCCUGCUCUGGAGUUCAUGAACAACGAGACGCCCCAGCUCGAAGAGAAGAAAGCUGCUGCUGACAGACUCGGCACGACUGUCAAGUACACAGAGUUCCUUCAAGUCUUGGUCAGAACUAGUCCUUCGGCCAUUGCAACUCUUGACAAGCUACUCCAGGAGAAGGGCUCGUCGCUCGAAGAACUUCGUGCGGUGAUUGAGCAGCACGGUCAGCUCACCCAAGUUGAUGGUCAGCAGACAGAUUCACCCAUGGCCUGA